Molecule: messenger RNA, 1047 nt
Organism: Acytostelium subglobosum LB1
Lineage: Eukaryota; Evosea; Eumycetozoa; Acytosteliales; Acytosteliaceae
Exons: 1
Biological process (GO): regulation of DNA-templated transcription
Molecular function (GO): DNA binding; DNA-binding transcription factor activity, RNA polymerase II-specific
Source: RefSeq, a predicted model, not a curated record
AUGGAUGAUAUGGAACCUGAACAAACACCAACUGUUGUUGAAUAUUUCGCUGAUGAAGUUGUCAAUAACUUUAGGAACAAAGAGAUGAUGAUCAAAUUGAAGAUCGAACGUUUGACGAGAUCACCAUUUCACAACUUGUUUCAAACAUUCCUGGACAAGGCUGUCAAUGUCCAAGUGCAAGUGUCGCAAAGCCAUGGCUUUGUUCAGCCCACGCGACCCCCACGCGGCAUAUUCCCUGCAUUAGUCGAGCCCCCACGAGUCCAUGCGCCACAACAACAUGACUCUUCCACAACAAACAAGACAGAGUCCCUAUCAUCAUCAUCCUCGGCCUCUGCUGUUGAGCCUUCUGACCAACAGAUACAGUUCAAGUUGGAUAAGUUUAUGAUCGAGGAGAAGAUAGACCGAGCCAAUGAACUGGUCGUGAUGAAUAUCGCACGUUUGAUGACUCCGUAUCUGGCAGAGAUUGAACAUACUUCACAACAGCUGGUUAUGGCCUACUCACAUGGAUACAGCGUCCAAUCAUUGGUCGGAUAUCUGCGACCGCUGCUCAGUCUUGAACAAUGGAUCAAGCAAGAAUGGAUAAAGAAGCGUUUCCACAUUAUGAUGUCACAUCAAAAGUCAUUGGCAUGCGAUUACAUCCUGGAGGCAAGACGAUUGUCCGGUGUGCUGAGGCCUGCACUCAAGCAAUCUGGCGGCAGUAGUUCUGCGGCCACAGCAUCUCAAUCCAACGCCAAUGCAAAUGCCAACGCGGCAUUGGGCAGAGGUCGACGUGUACUAUCACGGAAACAUCAAGAUCUGAUUAAUGCGUGGUUCACCGAGAAGAUAACAUCCCCAUUCCCCAACGAUGAUGAGAAGGUACUACUGGCUGCACUAGUCGAUCUAUCAAAAUCACAGAUAGAGAACUGGUUCGGUAAUAGGCGUGUAAGAAUGAGAAAGAGUUUAAUAGCUGGUGUCAAAGAGGAUACUUCUACUACAACAACUACCACUGCUGCUGCUGGAGGAGGUGGUGGUGGUGCAGUCGCAAACAACAACAACAUAAGUAUUAGU